ACUAAACAAAACAAAGGAAUCCUGUUGAAAUAGUUUAACUAUUUUAAGUUCCAAAAUAUUAUUUUUUUAAUAUUUUCCAGCUUAUUAUGCGGGACAAUACACCACCCAGGAUGAGUGAUAUAUCAGAUGAAGAUGGUGAGCUCAUAUAUUUUGAUGAUGAACACGCUCCAGAAGAAGAUUUUGAAGAAAUAAAUGAAGAUGAGCUUCUUGAAAUAGCUAAUAGUAUGCCACAAUCAACUAUUGAAGACGAAGGAGAUAAUGCUAUAGGAGAAAAAGUACCCGAAGAAGAUCAUUCUAUUUUAACUUUCUCUAAACAUAAUUUAGCGGUAUUCUGUUGCUCUUUACAUCCUUCGAAACCAUGGGCGGUUUCUGGUAGUGAAGAUGAUAAAGCUUAUGUAUGGAAUAGAAAUACUGGAGAAGUGGUGCAGGAAAUCACCGGUCAUAAAGAUUCAGUGAUAGCGGCAUCAUUCAGUUCUGAUGGAAAUUAUUUAGCUACAGGAGAUAUGGCUGGUGAAAUAUUUUGUUUCAAAAUAAGCGGUGAUGAAGAGAUAAAAAAAGUUUGGGAAUAUUCGAUGGGAGAUAUGGGCUGGAUGAUGUGGCAUAGGGCUGCAAAUAUAUUGUUAGCUGGUAGUUCCGUUGAAGGUGAAAUUUAUGUGUGGAGAAUACCAUCUGGAGAUUGCAAGGUUUUACCGGGAAAUGGUGAGAAAUGUGAAACGGCCGAGUUGACUGCCGAUGGAAAAAAACUUUUUGCUGGAUAUGGUGGUGGUACUGUAAAGUUAUGGGAUAUAAAGAGUAAUACUGUCACAAUGGAAGUGAAUAAAGAUCAUCAUAUGGGACAUAAAGAUGGUGUUUCUUCUGUUUCCUGUGAUAGUGACAAUCCAAUGUAUAUUAGCGGUGGAGAAGAUGGAAAAAUACUAUUUACAAAUAAUAAUGGUGCUCAAGAGGUCAUUGAUACUGGUGAAUCUGUAGAAAGUGUUGCAUUUUCACCAUACCCUGAUCUUAAAAUUGUAGCUAGUGGUACAUUGCAAGGUCAAAUUGCAAUUUGGGAUUAUUCUAAACAUACUUUAAGAACAACUUGUGAACAUCCAGAACCAGAUGACGGAAUAACAACGUUGAAAUUUCUUCCAGACUAUGUGCUAGUUGUUGGAACGAUACAAGGAAAUAUUUAUGGAUAUGAUGUUCGUAAUGGACAGCGAAAAUUUACAUUAUCCGGCCAUGCAGCUGAAAUAUAUGAUAUUCAAUACGAUACAAAUGAAAAUGUUUUGGUUACUGCUUCAGAAGAUCAUACUGUGAAAAUAUUUAGAUGUCCAGGAUAAAAAAUAAAUAUUUUUAAGGAAAUAUUUUUAAAUAUACUUAAUAGGCUGUUUUUUUUUAAAUUUAAAAUUAUUGAUUUAUUUCAAUUAUACUUAAAUCAAGUAUAAUCUUUAUUAUUUCAACGAUUUUUCGAAAAGAUUGAAAUUUUAGCCAAACAAAAAUUCUUUAGUUAAUGUAAAAUGGAUAGAAUUGUUUUAAUUUAAUUUUUGUAAAUAUUGAAAAAAAAACGAAUUAAAAAAGUAAAAAUUAAAAUAAAACAU
Condylostylus longicornis is the source of this 1574-nucleotide messenger RNA. Its product is annotated as angio-associated migratory cell protein. The transcript has 4 exons. Lineage: Eukaryota; Metazoa; Arthropoda; Insecta; Diptera; Dolichopodidae. Bases 87 to 1316 code for a protein of 409 amino acids. The record is from RefSeq and is a predicted model, not a curated record. Gene Ontology annotation, molecular function: protein binding.